AAAUGCCUCAGCAUGAGAAGUGACAACCAGAGCUUUUGGGGGGACCCUCCUGAGGACUUUGUCCUUCUGGGUGUUUCUGACAAGCCAUGGCUGCAACUCCCUCUCUUUGUAGUCCUCCUGGUGUCCUAUGUUCUGGCCAUGUUGGGGAACAUUUCCAUCAUCCUGGUGUCCCGGCUGGAUCCCCAGCUCCACAGCCCCAUGUACAUCUUCCUCGGCCACCUCUCCUUCCUGGACCUCUGCUACACCACCACCACCGUCCCUCAGAUGCUGGUCAACAUGGGCAGCUCCAGGAAGAGCAUCAGCUACAAUGGCUGCACAGUACAGUACAUGGUUUUCCACUGGUUGGGGUGCACUGAGUGCAUUGUCUUGGCAGCCAUGGCCCUGGACCGCUACGUGGCCAUCUGUGAGCCCCUCCAGUAUGCCAUUAUCAUGCACCGCCCUCUCUGCCAGCAGCUCGUGGCUGUGGCCUGGCUCAGCGGCUUUGGCAACUCCCUCGUUCAGGUAGUCCUGACAGUGCAGUUGCCUUUCUGUGGGCAACAGGUGUUGAACAACUUCUUCUGUGAGGUGCCAGCCAUGAUCAAGCUAUCCUGUGCUGACACAGCUGUGAAUGACACCACACUGGCCGUGCUGGUGGCCUUCUUUGUGCUGGUCCCCCUGGCUCUCAUCCUUCUCUCCUACGGCUUCAUUGCCCGGGCGGUGCUCAGGAUCAAGUCCUCCAGGGGACGCCGCAAG
This is a messenger RNA of Vicugna pacos (alpaca), 732 nucleotides long. Lineage: Eukaryota; Metazoa; Chordata; Mammalia; Artiodactyla; Camelidae. The record is from RefSeq and is a predicted model, not a curated record.